Messenger RNA from Salvelinus sp. IW2-2015, 1159 nucleotides. Its product is annotated as CD276 antigen. NCBI's taxonomy places the organism in Eukaryota, Metazoa, Chordata, Actinopteri, Salmoniformes, Salmonidae. The record is from RefSeq and is a predicted model, not a curated record. Gene Ontology annotation, cellular component: external side of plasma membrane. Gene Ontology annotation, biological process: negative regulation of T cell proliferation; cellular response to lipopolysaccharide; immune response.
CAAUGCGUCAAAUCGAAACCGAAAGUUUAGACAGCCUGUCAGUGUAAUCUUUAAAUCAGCUUCACUCUAACCUUCCACACUGUAACAACCUGAAGCAUUUGUGCGGAAUCCAAAGAUGACUUCAGCUACCAGCUUCCUGUUUUUUGCGAUCCAUUUAGCCUGUAUCAGAGCUGGAAAUUCCUCUGGGAAUUUUGUCAAACUGGAGUGUAAUGAAGAGUCCCAUGGGGUUUAUGGUCAGCAGUCAUUGCUGCAGUGUAAUGUCAAAGCUGUUGAGAAAGUGACCAUCUUGACCGUGACCUGGAAGAGGGCGGAAGCUCUUUUGUUGGAAUACCAUCAAGAUAAAUGUCACCUAACUCCUGGGUUUAAAUUUGCUGAGCCAUCCUGGAACAAGAAUAAUAUGAAUGUGUCCUUGUUGUUGACAAAUACCAAGAUGGCCGACAAGGGGGUGUAUACAUGCAUGGUGAGAGCAGACAGUGGUGAUGAUACAGCUACAACCAGCCUCAGUGUCACAGCUAAGUACAUAACUCCAACCAUGAGCUCCAUCCCUGAGACCAACAUCGAAGAGAACACAGCUGUGACCAUUUUCUGCAACUCUACAGGCGGGCAACAGAAAGGGUCGAUCCGGUGGUUUGACCAGUUUCGCAACGACUGGACGCACAGUGCUGAACUGGUGGCCAAGGAGACUGACGAUGGACCGUUCAGCCUCUCCAGUAAAUUCACAGUGCAGAAGGCUACAUUCAGUUCCACAAACUACACGUGCGAAGUGCUCAAUGCCAAUGGUGCCGUGGAGGGGAUGGCAUCAUUUGUGAUCCAGUUUGCGCCGCGAGACUUAGGUAGCAAAGCUGACAAAUUGGAUUCUGAUUCCCCCACCAACUGGCUAGCCCCAGUUGUAGUCAUAGGAUCUCUGAUCAUCGGACUCCUUGCUGCGCUGCUGUUAUUUAAGAGGCGCUCCGCCCAACGUUUUGUGUCAUUUUUGACAGGAGCUCGAAGGCAGUCCACCUUUCCGUUAAUGAGUGACCACCAAACAGAUACCAGGCAUGAUGGAGAUGUUGAGGCAGAAGUCUCCCUCUGUCCAGGUCUAAACAGUGACACUCCACAGGACCAGCGUAACAGUCUCUAGUAAAUUAUUCGUUAACUGGCAGUCUCUGGAAGGGACUGU